Messenger RNA from Blumeria graminis f. sp. triticale, 3486 nucleotides. Lineage: Eukaryota; Fungi; Ascomycota; Leotiomycetes; Helotiales; Erysiphaceae. The record is from the annotation of a GenBank genome assembly.
AUGAAUGGGUUUUUGGGAAACGCGCCGUUGCCUGUUAUGUACGUGCGAGCGCUGUACGAUUACGAAACGGACGACCGAACAAGCUUAAGUUUUCACGAAGGAGAUAUAAUUCAAGUAAUCACUCAAUUAGAAAGUGGCUGGUGGGAUGGUGUUAUUGAAGGUGUGCGAGGAUGGUUCCCUAGCAAUUAUUGCCAAGUUCUUCAGAACCCGAAAGAAGCAUUUGACCACAAAUCCAAUGAAUCACCGGAAACUGAUGGAGAAGCCGAUGAAACCGAAGGAAGCGAGGCUUCUGAGGAGUAUGAAGAUCACUAUGAAGAUGAAGAAGCGCAAUCUGAGAGAGAAGAUUUAGCCCACGUGCCCAGUGAGGUAGAUAGUAUCGAUAAGGAUAGACAGCGCGCAGACUUUUGGAUACCUCAAGCCACGCCUGAUGGGAGAUUAUUUUACUUUAACACCGAGACCGGUGAAAGUAGCAGUGAGCUACCUUUAGAAACUCCCUUACUCAGCGAAAUCAGCCCGAGAGACCGUGUUAAGAUUAACAACAUGCCCGAAAAAACCAAACCGCCAACCGAAUUAAUGGCCAGAGGAUACGUUCAUGAUGAAAAUGACGAAUCAGAUGGGAACUCUUCUGUAGACCACGGAGAAAUCUCAAUGAUAGGUCAUAGUAACUCAUACUCUCGACAACAUUCUCUUAUUACCACUGGCAUCUCUUCCUCGUCUUCGAUCGAUUCUAUUCACGAAAUAAUACCGUCAUCCCGAUCUCGCCGGGACUUAUCAGUGCCUAAUGUCACAUGCUCGAGCUCUUCAUCGUUCCUGUCGACACCAUCACUUAAAGCUCCUCAAACUAAUAGCUUAUCACGUUCAUUCUUUGAUGACGGAAACAUUGCACCGCUCACAUGGAAUAGGCUUGUCGCAAAUAUGAAAAUUGCAGUCGAUCGAUAUCAAGAUGCAAUCAAUAAUUACGAGAGAUCCGAAUAUGUACGCCGAGCCGAAGAUAUUUCCGAUCAUCUCCGUAUGCUUCUUGCAGCAGGUUCGGGGACGACCGACAACCAUUCAGGACAGCCGUCAAUAAUUUCCUCAAAUAAAGCGCUAUAUCCGCACUUCCGAGACAUGAUGUCAAAAUUCUCUAAGCUUGUAAUCUCAUCUCAUAUUGCUGCAGCUGACUGGCCAAAUGCCGAAUCGUAUCAGAAAUGUUUACAAGAGGCAGAUGGUGUUUUACAAGGUGUUUUCUGCUAUGUUGAAGUCGCUAGACAACAGCGAGGUGAAGAUAUACCAAGGUUAUUUCCAGGAUUUGUGAUGGGAAGUAUGACUGGGGGAAAUUGGCAAAAUAAUGGCCUGAGCACAAGGGAUCCCCUAAGUUUAAAUUUUCUUGACGAGGAUGAAAGUUCGAUUGAGAGCUUACUAUCAUUAGAUGCUAGUCUCAUCGAUCGGUUAGACGAGCUUCAACUUAUUCUGUUAAGUCAGGUCCGAAAACUAGAGGAAAGUACUGAUAUAACAGACAAAAUUAUUACGCCAUCUCGUCACGAGGCGAUUGGGAAUAGAAUUUGCUCUGCUGCUAUGGAGGUGCUCGAGACCUUCAAACCAUGGGUUCUAACUAUAGAAUCUAUUGAUCUAACCCUCCUAAAAAAUAGCUUCGAGAAUCCACAGCUAAUGGAUUUUGCGUGUUUAAAGCAAGGUUUAUAUGAUAAUGUUUCAGAUUUGAUCAUAAGCUGCCAGGCCGUCACAUCUCCGAUAGGGGAUGAGUGGGCUGAAGCAAAAGAAGAAUCUCUCAGCGAACGGUUGACUCAUGUUCGAUUAUGUGCAAAGCUUCUAGGAACCAAGGCGUCCCAAGUUGGAUAUUCUCUACAACUUAUUGGCGAAUUAGUACAAACGGCCCAAUCUCUACCUCCUAGAGACGAUAGCCGUCUACAAGAAUCAAUCAGGACUGGAAAUUCAUCUUAUGGCCGAUCCCAACAUACUCGUAGUGAAUCCCGGAUAAAUCCAGUCUUACGCCCCGUUAUCUCCAGUCUAACUCAACCGUUUGGCGAAGGCGAUCCCUCUGCGAACUAUCCAAAAGGUGAAAAUUCUAAAGUGAGGAAGUUUUUUGGGGAAGAGCCAACUCGAAGGGAUCCAGUAAUUGCGGCUCGCACAGAUCAGUCUCCUUCUCAUGUAGAUGAGGUUCCUGACUGCCUGAAGUUAGAUUUCGAGGAGGACAUUGCUUAUGAUCUUAAAGCCCAGCCUCCGCAGCUAAAAGGCGGUACAUUAAUGGCUUUGGUCGAGCAGCUCACACGCCAUGACAAGCUGGAUUCUAACUUCAAUAACACAUUCUUAUUGACUUAUCGGUCUUUUACGACAGCUCGAGAGCUGUUCACGCUACUAGUACAACGCUUCCAGAUACAGCCUCCGGAAGGACUUUCUAUAUCUGAUUAUGAAGUAUGGAGAGAUCGAAAACUCCGACCAAUACGGUUUAGAGUCGUAAAUAUUCUAAAGAGUUGGUUUGAUAACUUUUGGAUGGAGGAUCAAAGUGAAGAGACUAAAGCCUUAAUUCGCGAAGUCUACACUUUUGCUCGGGAUACUGUUAAGACUACGGAGACGCCUGGAUCAACGCCCCUUAUGAGUGUACUUGAAAAGCGCUUGCGCGGACAAGAUACCACAGCAAAAAGACUCGUCUUGACCUUAAGUCAGUCAACUCCCGCGCCAAUAAUGCCGAAAAAUAUGAAGAAGCUAAAAUUUCUGGAUAUCGAUGUAACUGAGUUUGCUCGUCAACUCACCAUUGUUGAAUCAAAGCUCUAUGGUAAAAUUAAACCUACUGAAUGCCUGAACAAAACAUGGCAAAAGAAAGUUGCUGAGGGUGAGCCUGAGCCUGCACCAAACGUGAAGGCAUUGAUUCUCCAUUCCAAUCAGCUUACAAACUGGGUCGCUGAGAUUAUCUUAACGCAAUUAGAUGUGAAGAAGAGGGUCGUAGUCAUAAAACACUUUGUUUUGGUAGCAGAUAAAUGUCGUCAGCUCAACAACUAUUCUACACUCACUUCUAUCAUUUCCGCACUUGGUACCGCACCUAUUCAUCGUCUGAAGCGAACUUGGGACCAAGUUCCUGCCAAGACAAUAGCCAUCUUGGAAUCCAUGAGAAGACUCAUGGGAAGUACCAAGAACUUUGGAGAAUAUAGGGAGAGCCUUCAUCUAGCUAAUCCACCCUGUAUACCGUUUUUUGGUGUUUAUUUGACCGACUUGACCUUUAUAGAGGAUGGUAUCCCAUCAAUUAUAAAAAAGUCAACUUUGAUCAAUUUUGCCAAGCGUGCAAAGACAGCCGAGGUCAUUCGUGACAUACAGCAAUACCAGAAUGCACAAUAUCCUUUACAGUCUGUCCCCGAACUGCAAGAAUAUAUCUUGAGCAACAUGCAAGCUGCUAGUGAUGUCCAUGAAAUGUACGAAAGGAGCUUGGCGGUGGAACCACGCGAAAGGGAAGAUGAAAAGAUUGUGAGGGUUCUCGCGGAAUCUGGGUUUCUCUGA